CUAAAAAAGGUGAACAGCAAAAAAGCACUAAACUUCACGAGCUUACACUCUCUAUAUAGAUGUACACAUGUAUAUAUAGCUAUACAGCUUCGUGUGAAUUGAUGAUGACGACGACGAUCAUGAAAUUGAUGUACUAAAAGAACCUAGAAACAAGAAAAAGUGAAACUCGGUAGUAGAGUUGUGGUGGUAAGUAAAACCUUCACGGGCUUGCGGCCUUGCUUUGAGCUCAUCAACCAUCCUUUUUAAGGUCUCUAUCUUCGAACAACAUACAAACAAUUAUUUACUUGGAUUCUGUGAUCGACAGCUUGCCAGUUGCCACUUUGGCUUGCGGGGUUUUUGAUUUUUAUUGUGCUUAGGGUUCUUGUUUGGAUGAAGUUUGAGGCACGUUUAGCUGCUUGUUGUGGAUUGAUGAUUAUGAACUUAUGAUAAUAGUGUUUGGGGUUUGAAUUUGGGAUUGAAGAAAUCAGGGUUCGGGCUUUUUUCGGUUUGAGUUGGUUUUCUUUGGGGCAAAUGGAUCGAGCGGCGUUGACUGUGGGGCCGGGAAUGGAUAUGCCGAUUAUGCACGACAGCGAUCGCUACGAGCUGGUGCGGGACAUCGGUUCCGGGAAUUUUGGAGUGGCUAGGCUCAUGAAAGAUAGGCAGACGAACGAGCUUGUGGCCGUUAAGUAUAUUGAGAGAGGCGAUAAGAUUGAUGAGAAUGUGCAAAGAGAAAUAAUCAACCACAGAUCACUGAGGCAUCCCAACAUUGUCCGAUUUAAAGAGGUCAUAUUGACUCCAACCCACCUGGCUAUUGUGAUGGAAUAUGCCUCGGGAGGAGAGCUCUUUGAGCGAAUCUGCAAUGCUGGCCGAUUCAGCGAGGAUGAGGCACGAUUUUUCUUCCAACAGCUUAUAUCAGGAGUCAGUUACUGUCAUGCAAUGCAAGUGUGCCACCGUGAUUUGAAGUUAGAGAACACAUUAUUGGAUGGUAGCCCUGCUCCCAGGCUAAAAAUUUGUGAUUUUGGCUAUUCCAAGUCUUCUGUGCUGCAUUCACAACCAAAGUCAACUGUUGGUACACCAGCAUAUAUUGCACCUGAAGUUUUGCUCAAGAAAGAAUAUGACGGAAAGAUUGCUGAUGUGUGGUCUUGUGGAGUUACUUUGUAUGUCAUGCUUGUGGGGGCAUACCCUUUUGAGGACCCAGAGGAGCCCAAAAACUUCAGGAAGACAAUACAGCGAAUUCUGAACGUCCAAUACUCAAUUCCCGAUUAUGUUCAUAUAUCUCCAGAAUGCCGUCAUCUGAUCUCAAGGAUUUUUGUAGCUGAACCUGCAAAGAGGAUAACCAUUCCUGAGAUCAGAAACCAUGAGUGGUUUCUCAAGAACCUUCCUGCGGAUCUUAUGGACAACAACAUGGCAAAUAACCAUUUUGAGGAGCCAGACCAGCCUAUGCAGAGCGAUGAUGAAAUCAUGCAGAUAAUUACCGAGGCCACCAUUCCAACUGCUGGGAUGAACAGUCUAAAUCAGUACCUUACUGGCAGCCUAGAUGUUGAGGAAGACAUGGAAGAAGAUAUGGAGAGUGAUCCUGAUCUUGAUAUUGAUAGCAGCGGAGAAAUAGUAUAUGCAAUAUGAUGACUAUAAGGGAAAGGGAAAUGGGCUGCCUGAUUAUGUUAAGCUUAAUGGCUGACACAAAACUCUGUGCAGUGUAAUUUAUCAGGGUGCAUGAGGCUUCUGUAAUGCGAACUUCGUGCAUGUUCUGUGCACAAUGUAGACUUUUGUGUCCUGUUUCUUUGUGCUUUUGUAUUCUGGACCUGGGACUAUUUUCCUCAGCAGAUGUUUUAAAAAAGUGUUAAUUACCGUAA
Messenger RNA from Coffea eugenioides, 1832 nucleotides. RefSeq names its product serine/threonine-protein kinase SRK2E. Gene Ontology annotation, cellular component: nucleus. Lineage: Eukaryota; Viridiplantae; Streptophyta; Magnoliopsida; Gentianales; Rubiaceae. Gene Ontology annotation, biological process: protein phosphorylation; intracellular signal transduction. The coding region runs from base 511 to 1602 and encodes 363 amino acids. The transcript has 9 exons. Gene Ontology annotation, molecular function: ATP binding; protein serine/threonine kinase activity. The record is from RefSeq and is a predicted model, not a curated record.